GCCAUGGCGGGGCGGCCGGGGCCUUCGGGCGUUGAGCGGGCGGGAGCCAUGGAGCGGGCCGAGAAGGCCGGAGGGCAGGCCAAGUCCUCACAGAAAAUUGAAGACUUGCUGGAAAUGGUGAAGAAGUUGCAGAAAGCGGGAAGCCUAGAGCCCAGGGUCGAAGUCCUGAUCAAUCGGAUUAACGAGGUUCAGCAAGCAAAAAAGAAAGCCAGUGAGGAGCUGGGAGAGGCCCGAACUGUUUGGGAGGCCCUGCAGAAGGAAAUGGACUCACUGAGUGGAGAGAAAGUACGCCUGAAAGAGAUCUUGAACAAAAAGCAAGAGACCCUAAGAAUCCUCAGGCUGCACUGCCAGGAGAAGGAGAGUGAGGCACAGAGGAAGCAUACCAUGCUGCAGGAGUGCAAGGAGCGAAUUUCUGCCCUGAACUCCCAGAUUGAGGAAGAGAAGAAUAAACAGAGGCAACUGAGGUUGGAUUUUGAGGCACAGCUAGAGGAUCUGAUGGGCCAGCACAAGGACCUCUGGAAGUUCCAUGGGCCAGAGCAGAUGGCUCGGGAGAUUGACACCCUGGACAGCAGCAAGGAGCACCUGCUCAAGGAAGAGAAGCUUGUGGAGGCAAAGCUGGAAGAUGUGAAGCAUCGUCUGUGUUCCCAGUUUGGGGCUGACGGCUGCUCAACCAUUGCUGAGGGGCUCUUUCUCCGCAGCCAGGAGGCUGCAGCUGCAGUGCAUCUGUUUGAAGAGGAGAACAGGAAGGCCCAGGGGCUCCUGGAUGCUGCUACACAUCACCAUGAGCAGCUGCAGCAGAAGUGCCAACAACUGCAGCAGAAGAGGCAGAGGCUUAAAGAGGAGCUGGAAAAGCUUGGGAUGCAGAUCCCUGUUCAAGCCCAAAGCAAACAAGAGGAAGGGGCUGGCCCAGGAGAACCUGCCAAUCCCAAGCUCCUAGGAGUCAUUCAGGAAAGACCCAGAGAUGCCCACCAAGGAAGGCCCUAUGCCCUCUUAGGCAAGAAGGACUCUCCCUACCAUGGAGCCUAUUCAGUGCCAUGA
Messenger RNA from Nyctereutes procyonoides (raccoon dog), 1038 nucleotides. It is a transcript of the gene SYCE1, whose product is annotated as synaptonemal complex central element protein 1. Gene Ontology annotation, biological process: synaptonemal complex assembly. The record is from RefSeq and is a predicted model, not a curated record. Gene Ontology annotation, cellular component: synaptonemal complex. Lineage: Eukaryota; Metazoa; Chordata; Mammalia; Carnivora; Canidae.